Molecule: messenger RNA, 5082 nt
Organism: Prunus mume (Japanese apricot)
Lineage: Eukaryota; Viridiplantae; Streptophyta; Magnoliopsida; Rosales; Rosaceae
Product: G-type lectin S-receptor-like serine/threonine-protein kinase At4g27290
Biological process (GO): protein phosphorylation; recognition of pollen
Cellular component (GO): plasma membrane
Molecular function (GO): protein serine/threonine kinase activity; ATP binding
Source: RefSeq, a predicted model, not a curated record
AUGGAUACCAAAACCAACCCAAUGUUGGCGUUUAUAGUUGUUUUAUUGUGCCUAUUUCUCGAGUCCCGUAUCUCCUUUGCAGCUGACACCAUCACUGCAAACCAAUCUCUCUCCGGUGACCAGACAAUCGUCUCCAGGGAUUUUGAACUGGGGUUCUUCGAAUUAGGUGGCCGCCACUACAUGGGUACCUGGUAUUCCGGCCGAGUGGUAUCUGCGAGUACCAUAGUUUGGGUGGCAAAUAGGGAAAAACCUAUCUCUGAUAGAUUUUCAUCGGUGUUGAAGAUCAAAGAUGGCAAUUUAGUUCUCUUUAAUGAGGCCAAAACUCCAGUUUGGUCCACACAUUUGACCUCCACCACCACCUCUGCUUCUGUGCAAGCAGUUCUUUUAGAUAGUGGAAAUCUUGUCUUAAGAGCUCAUUCUAGUUCAUCUGAGUUUUUAUGGCAAAGCUUUGAUCAUCCAACCCAUACAUGGCUACCAGGAGCCAAGAUUGGAUUCAACAAUGUUACCAAUCAAACCCAAAUUCUCACUUCAUGGAAGAACUCACGGGACCCUGCACCAGGUCUUUACUCUCUUAAGCUAGACCGAAGCAAUUCAUAUAUCUUUCUGUGGAAUAGGUCUAGACAGUAUUUCAAUAGUGGAUCUUGGAAUGCAAGUUCAAAUCUUUUCAGCUUGGUUCCUGACAUGAGGCAUAAUUACGUCUACAACUACUGCUUUGUUUCAAAUGAAAACGGAAGUUAUUUCACCUAUUCGCUUUAUGAUCCUAAGAAAGCAUCUCCAUUCAUGAUGUCAGUAUUGGGGCAGGUUCAGCAACUAAUUUGGUUUACGCCUUCCAGGCCACGGAAAAUGUAUUGGUCUGAACCAAGACAGCAAUGUGCAGUUUAUGCUAUUUGCGGGGCAUUUGGGAGCUGCAAUGAAAAAUCCGGGGUCUUGUGUAAUUGUUUGAUGGGUUUUGAGCAGAGGUCGCCCCGGGAUUGGGCUUUGCAGGAUUACUCUGGUGGGUGUCAAAGAAAAACCAAUUUGCAGUGUGGGAAUUCAACAAGUGUUAUUGGGACAAAAGACCAGUUUCUAGAAAUGCAUAGCAUGUCAAUAUCUGAAAAUGAACUGCAUGUUAAGGUUGGGAAUGCUAAGGAAUGUGAAUCAAUCUGCUUAAAUAACUGCUCUUGCACUGCUUAUGCUUAUGAAAGCAGUAACGCAUGUUCAAUUUGGAUUGGAGAUCUCCUGGGUGUGCAAGAACUUGUGGCAGAUGAUGCUGGUGGAAGAACUUUAUACAUCAGACUUGCAGCUUCUGAGCUUAUGUAUCUUCAAAAUGGCAAGGGUGAUGCGGAUAAGCGCUCCCUUAUAAUUGCAAUGGUCUCAGCAGCAGCAGGGUUGCUUACGAUAUAUUUUUUCUAUUUCUUAUGGAAGAAAAGAUUGGGGAAGGGAAGGAAGCAGAGGAGGAAGUAUGGUGUGACUAAAAUAAAUUAUGGUGCUGGAGGCGGAAAAAAUGACAGAGAACUACCACUCUUCUGUUUAAAGAGUAUAUUAGAUGCAACAAACAGCUUCUCUGAAGCUAAUAAACUGGGAGAGGGAGGAUUUGGCCCUGUUUAUAAGGGGAUUUUGCCUGAAAAUCAAGAAGUAGCCAUAAAAAGACUGUCAAAGAAGUCAGGGCAAGGACAUGAGGAGUUCAUGAAUGAGUUAAAUCUUAUAGCCAAGCUCCAGCAUACCAAUCUUGUUAGGCUAUUAGGUUGCUGUAUUGAGGAGGAGGAACUGAUCUUGAUCUAUGAGUUCAUGCCCAAUCGAAGUUUGGACAAACUUUUGUUUGAUCCAUCUGAAAAUACAGAAUUAAAUUGGGGAAAACGCUUUCGAAUUAUAGAGGGUAUUGCUCAGGCAGUACUUUAUAUCCACAAGUAUUCUAGAUUAAAAAUCAUUCACAGGGACCUGAAAGCAAGUAAUGUUCUGUUGGAUGGAGCAAUGAACCCCAAAAUUUCAGACUUCGGAAUGGCUAAAAUUUUGGAGAUAAACCAGACUGAAGCAAAUACCAACAGGGUUGUUGGCACAUUCGGAUACAUGUCGCCAGAGUAUGCAAGAUAUGGCCAUUUCUCUGAGAAACUAGAUGUGUUUAGUUUUGGAGUGUUGUUGCUGGAGAUUGUAAGUGGAAAGAGGAAUGCUGCUUUUUAUCGCUUUGAACAUUCACCAACUCUUGCUGGAUGGGCAUGGGAAUUGUGGAAAGAAGGUAGACGAAUGGAGGUGAUUGAUGCAUCAGUAAGAGAAACAUGCCCCCCUGAUGAAGCUUCGAGGUGUAUCCAUAUAGGGUUUUUGUGUGUUCAGGAAGCUCCAGCUGAUCGACCAACAAUGGCUUCUGUAAUUCGUAUAUUGCAGGGCAAUGAAGCCACAUCACUUCCACCGUCCAAGGAACCCGCCUUUUCAACUAACAGGAAUUCCAUACCUGCUGUUGGUUCUUCUUCUCAAUUACCUGCCUUUUUUUCCAACAAUGCAGUCACCAUCAGUUUGCCAGACGCCAUGGACACCAAAACCAACCAAAAUUUUUUGUUGUCUGUUAUUUUUUUAUGCCUGUAUAUGAAAACCCAUGUUUGCCUUGUAGCUGACACCAUCACUGCAAACCAAUCUCUCUCUGGCGAUCACACCAUUGUCUCUGCAGGUGGGGUUUUUGAGCUGGGUUUCUUCAAACCAGGUAAUUCUUCAAACUACUACAUAGGCAUCUGGUACAAAAAAGUUUCUGUUAGGACCGUAGUGUGGGUGGCAAAUAGGGAACAGCCAAUCUCUGAUAGAUUUUCUUCAGUGUUGAAAAUAUCAGAUGGUAAUUUACUUCUCUUCAGUAAGUCCAAAGGUUCAGUUUGGUCCACAAGUGCGACCUCCACCACCACUACCUCAGCCUCAGGUUCUGUAGAAGCAGUUCUUUUAGACAAUGGUAACCUUGUCUUAAGAGCUGAUGGGUCUAGUGCUAGUACUAAAUCAGAGCCUUUAUGGCAAAGUUUUGAUCAUCCAGCCGAUACAUGGCUACCAGGAAGUAGAAUCGGAUUCAACAAAAUUACCAAACAAAGCCAGAUUCUCACUUCAUGGAAGAAUUCAGAGGAUCCUGCACCAGGUCUUUUCUCUUUUGAGCUUGACCCAAAGCGAAUCAACUCAUUUAUCAUACAGUGGAAUAAGUCUCAACAGUAUUGGACUAGUGGAUCAUGGGAUGAAAAUUCAGAUAAAUUCAGCUUGGAUCCUGAGAUGACGCUUAAUGAUGUUUUCAAUUACAGCUAUGUUACAAACGAAAAUGAAAGUUAUUUUACCUAUUCUCUUUAUGAUCCUAAGAGAAUAUCUCGAUACAUGAUGUAUACCUCAGGGCAAAUUCAGCAGCUAACAUGGUUGGAGACUACCAGCGCCAGGCAAUGGAAUUUGUUUUGGUCUAAACCAAAGGUUUAUGCCUUUUGCGGACCAUUCAGUAGUUACAAUGAGAAAUCCUUGCCUUUAUGUAGUUGUUUGAUGGGGUUUGAGCCAGAGUCACAUAGGGAUUGGAGUUUGCAGGAUUAUUCAGGUGGGUGCUUAAGAAAAACCACUCUGCCAUGUGGGAAUGCUGUCGGUGUUACUGGAACAGAAGACGGGUUUCUAGAAAUGCCUAGCAUGUCAUUGCCUGCCAGUGUUGAAGAUAAACACUAUAGUAUUGCUUAUGCUAAGCAAUGUAGAUCAAUCUGCUUAAGUAACUGCUCUUGCACUGCUUAUGCUUACAGCAGCACUGCUGGAUGUUCAAUUUGGACUGGAGAUCUAUUUGGUCUAAAGCAACUUUCACCAGAUGACAGUGAUGGAAGGACUUUGUACAUCAGACUUGCAGCUUCUGAGUUCAAGAAUCCCAAAAGUAAUAAGGAACUGUUUAUUGGUGUUGUGGGGAGUGACCAUUACUUGGAGCCAUCAUUUUUAAUUUGUCAACUGGAUCUUUUUGUUUUCUUUGCAGGUCAUAAGCGCUCCCUAGUAAUUGCAACAGUCUCAGCAACAGCAGGAUUGCUUACAAUAAUUUUUUGUUAUUUCUUAUGGAAGAAGACUUGGGGAAAGGGAAGGAAAUAUGGUGCUGGAAGUGGAAAGAAUGACGCAGGAUUACCACUCUAUCGUUUAAGGAGAAUUUUAGCUGCAACAAACAACUUCUCUGAAGCUAAUAAACUGGGAGAGGGAGGAUUUGGCCCUGUUUAUAAGGGGAUUUUGCCUGAACUCCAAGAAGUAGCCAUAAAAAGGCUGUCAAAGAAGUCAGGGCAAGGACAUGAGGAGUUCAUGAAUGAGUUGAAGCUUAUAGCCAAGCUCCAACACACCAAUCUUGUUAGGCUCUUGGGUUGCUGUAUUGAAAAGGAGGAAAUGAUACUGAUUUAUGAGUACAUGCCGAAUCGAAGUUUGGACAAAUUUUUGUUUGAUCCGUUGGAAAAAACAGAAUUAGAUUGGGGUAAACGCUUUCGAAUUAUAGAAGGUAUUGCUCAGGGACUACUUUAUAUCCACAAGUACUCUAGACUGAAAAUCAUUCACAGGGACCUUAAAGCAAGUAAUGUUCUUUUGGAUGGAUCAAUGAACCCCAAAAUCUCAGACUUUGGAAUGGCCAGGAUUUUUGGGAUGAACCAAACUGAAGCAAAUACCAACAGGGUUGUUGGGACAUAUGGCUACAUGUCACCUGAGUAUGCACUCUAUGGCCAUUUCUCUGAGAAACUGGAUGUAUUCAGCUUUGGAGUGUUGCUGUUGGAGAUUGUAAGUGGAAAGAAGAAUGCUUCUUUUUAUCGUUUUGAAAAUUCCCGAACUCUUGCGGGAUGGGCAUGGGAGUUGUGGAAAGAAGGCAGAGGAAUGGAGGUGAUUGAUGAAUCAGUAAGGGAAGCAUGUGAGCCUCAUGAAGCUCUAAAGUGUAUGCAUGUAGGGUUUUUGUGUGUUCAAGAAGAUCCAGCUGAUCGGCCAACAAUGUCUUCAGUUUUUCUUAUGCUGCAAGGAAAUGAAGCUGCAUCACUUCCACUCUCCAAAGAACCUGCUUUUUCAAUGCAUAGGAACUACCCCCGCGCUGCUGUCGGUAUCCCAGCAGUUACCAGUUUCUCCAACAAUGUAAUCACCAUAAGUAUCCCAGAAGGUCGAUAG